AUGGCCAAGUGGUGGAAAAUGCUGGAGCCCCAGAGAGGGCGUUUAACCCCUGCCUUUGAGUUAUCCUUAUGAGGACGAUGGGAGUCUUUAUCCGUCUAUCCCUUGGGAUUGUAGACUCAUCUUUGUGCAUUUUCGUUUUAUCUGCGCUUACCUUCAAGGGAGAGUAAAGGCUAUGAAGAUGACAGGCACCCCUCCACCACAUUCUUCCUUUCUUUCCUAUUUUUUUCUAUUGUUUUGUUUUGUUUGUUUUGAGACAAGGUCUUGUAGCUCUGGCUGAUUUGGAACUUACUGUGCAGACCUACGUGGCUGGCCUUAAUUACCCAGACAUCCCCCUGCGUCCGUGCCCCACCACACCUGCCUUGGACUUCGAUUCUUCAAGCUUGCUUUCAGUCCCCCUUCUCUGAUCAGGACAGAUUUUCUAGUCCUGGCAGCAUACGAGCCACAGCUGUCAAAGGAACUCCUCGUGCCUGUAGACACCCUGGGUGACCCCAGGGACAACGGAUCAGCUUGACAAGAACCAUCUGUGAGGGGCUAAUCAACCAUGGUUACAUGGAGUUUCCUGUCCUAGGUAGCAGAGGCAGCAGGCCGUGCCGGGGGGGCAUGUUCCUGUAACCUGUGGCCCAGGGGAUGUUACGGUGGACAGUGCAUCUGGAGGGCGGGCCACGCAGGGUGAACCAUGCUGCAGUGGCUGUCGGGCAUCGAGUGUACUCCUUCGGGGGUUACUGCUCUGGUGAAGACUACGAAACACUACGGCAGAUCGAUGUGCACAUUUUCAAUGCUGUGUCCUUGCGUUGGACAAAGCUGCCCCCAGUGAGGCCUGCUGUCCGAGGGCAGGCUCCUGUCGUACCUUACAUGCGGUAUGGACACUCCACCGUCCUCAUUGACGACACAGUCUUCCUUUGGGGUGGGCGCAAUGACACCGAAGGGGCCUGCAACGUACUCUAUGCCUUUGAUGUCAAUACUCACAAGUGGUCUACACCCCGAGUGUCAGGAACGGUUCCUGGUGCCCGGGAUGGACAUUCAGCUUGUGUCCUGGGCAAGAUCAUGUACAUUUUUGGGGGAUAUGAACAGCUGGCUGACUGCUUUUCCAAUGACAUCCACAAGCUGGAUACCAGCACCAUGACAUGGACCCUUGUUUGUACAAAGGGCAAUCCUGCACGUUGGAGGGACUUCCACUCAGCCACAAUGCUGGGCAGCCACAUGUAUGUCUUCGGGGGCCGUGCUGACCGCUUUGGGCCAUUUCAUUCCAACAAUGAGAUCUACUGUAAUCGGAUUCGAGUCUUUGACACCAGAACCGAGGCCUGGCUCGACUGUCCACACACGCCAGUGCUGCCCGAGGGGCGCAGGAGCCAUUCGGCCUUUGGCUACAAUGGAGAGCUGUACAUCUUUGGUGGCUAUAAUGCACGGCUGAAUCGGCAUUUUCAUGACCUCUGGAAGUUUAAUCCUGGGUCCUUUACCUGGAAGAAGAUUGAACCAAAGGGGAAAGGACCGUGUCCCCGCCGACGCCAGUGUUGCUGUAUUGUUGGUGAUAAGAUUGUCCUCUUUGGGGGUACCAGCCCGUCUCCCGAGGAAGGCCUGGGGGAUGAAUUCGACCUCAUAGACCAUUCUGACUUACACAUCUUGGACUUUAGUCCUAGUCUGAAGACUCUGUGCAAACUGGCCGUGAUUCAGUAUAACCUGGACCAGUCCUGUCUGCCCCAUGACAUCAGGAAGAAGCUCCUGCCGCCUCCCCUCCUGAGCCUGCUCCUGUCGUCACUGCCCCUGCCCGUCUCACCCGCCUGCCCCUUUGGACCCUGGACUCAGUAUACCUCCACGUGGAGUUGAUGGACUAGGGGUGUCUUCUGCGCUGUGAAUUCAGUGGGGAGCUGUUGGGGGAGGGCUUUCCCCGCCCCCCUGGGCCGAGGGCCCCUUCCCUUGGUGCUCUGUCCCCAUCCACCUCCCUCCACGGCUCCUGGGCCUUUGCUCUGCCCCGGGCCGGCUGGGCAGCCAGGCUGUGCCGGGAAGGGACAGGAGUGGGGAGAAGAAGCCAGCAGUGUCGGAGCCUCGGGAGCUCCCCUCUCCCCGUGACCACCCUCUCCCUGCUUGAGCAUCGCCCGGGAGCUGAGGAGCCUCGGCUGUCGGCAUGACACCCCCUCCCCAACGCGCGGUGGUGGGGACCAACAGACAGCUUCGCCCUUCCUUGAGCUGCUGCUGUACCCCGGAGCUCAGCCAGCUCUGACUUUAUAAAACGUAAAACCUCCA
Messenger RNA from Grammomys surdaster, 2241 nucleotides. It is a transcript of the gene Klhdc3, whose product is annotated as kelch domain containing 3. The record is from RefSeq and is a predicted model, not a curated record. NCBI's taxonomy places the organism in Eukaryota, Metazoa, Chordata, Mammalia, Rodentia, Muridae. Bases 628 to 1824 code for a protein of 398 amino acids. The transcript is spliced from 12 exons. Gene Ontology annotation, cellular component: cytoplasm. Gene Ontology annotation, molecular function: protein binding; chromatin binding.